Molecule: messenger RNA, 4226 nt
Organism: Gigantopelta aegis
Lineage: Eukaryota; Metazoa; Mollusca; Gastropoda; Neomphalida; Peltospiridae
Product: carboxy-terminal kinesin 2-like
Exons: 18
Coding region: 76-2358 (760 amino acids)
Biological process (GO): microtubule-based movement
Molecular function (GO): microtubule motor activity; ATP binding; microtubule binding
Source: RefSeq, a predicted model, not a curated record
GCGGAAGGCAGGAAAUUCGAAAAGAAGAUUUGAUCGCAGUGAUUUGGUCGUGAAAUAAUAAUACGAUUUGUGACAAUGUCUGAUGCUGUUAAUCAGAGGAAGCCACUUGCUGUGAAAAAUGUGAGUCGCUUGCCAAUGCCAGGUAGUCGGCUGAAGGCCCCGACCAAUUUUAAACGUGCUCACAGUCCUGAUGGUGAUCAUUAUGAGAUGAAACAGAGAAAGCGAAGUCGCACAGAUAGCUUUGAGGCAGACUUACCAAAGAUGAAACAGUUGAGCCAGGUCAAGUCCAGCUCUUCUUUGGCAGCAUCUAAAAGUUCAGCAACACUGCGGAAACAGCCAUGUAUAUCUAAGAUUACACGUAAUGUGGCGGCAGCUAGUCAGAGACCGAAACUGCCUUCUUUUGCAAAGACAGCACCUAAUCCGGUUGUUGCCAAUGGAAUUAAACAAAAGCCAGGUGUUGGAGGAGCAAGCCGAAAACCGUUAACAGGUGCUGUAAGUAAGCCCAACGUAGGCACAAACAAUGUUAAGCCACCUGCUGUUGCUGUUGCUGCUACAGCUGGCGGGAAGAAACGUGCAGCCUGGGAUGUUAAGGGUCGUCUGCUUGACACAGAACAAACUCUGCGGAUUUGUCAGGCUGAGCUGGGAGAGCUUCGAAAAGGAACGCAUACAGAGAUCCAAGACCUCGUGUCGUCCAGGUCGGCUCUUCAAGACGAGAGAGACAGACUCGACAGUGAGGUGUCCGGUUUACGUCAGUCUCUAGCUGACCUGAGACAAACACACACACAGAUGACAGUCGAGUUGGAGACGAACAAGCGCAGUUUCUCUAAAUCAAAAGAGCUGGUAAGCAUGCAGGAAGCAGAGAUUGCACAGUUAAAAGAGACCAUCAAAACUGUGGAAGGAAACAUAGAAGCAAGUUUGAAACGGGAGCAAAAUCUAGAAACUGAAAUCAAGAAAUGUGACCAAAAAAUUCUUGAACUAGAGCAAAACCUGGCUAGUGCUAGUCAGCUAAUAGCUACCCGGGAAGGUGAGAUUUUGCAACUGAAAGCUAACAUCAAAUCUGUGGAGCGAGAUAUUGAAGAAUCUAACAAAAGGGAACAAAAAUUCGACUCUGAAAUCCAGAAAUGUAACACAAAUAUUGAAACACUGGAGAGGAACCUGGAAGAGGCUAAACAAACAAUUGUCUCUAGGAAUGAUAAAAUUACGGGAUUGGAGGAUACAGUCCAGAUGAUGCAAGAUCAGAUCAACGAAUUCAAGCAGAAUGAACAACUCCAUGAAGUGGAGAGACGACGUCUGCAUAACAUGGUGCAGGAACUCAAGGGUAACAUCCGUGUGUUUUGUCGAGUGAGGCCAUUGCUAGAAAAUGAAACUCUAGGCAACAAUGGAGUAAUUCCACACAUGAACUUUCCUGAUGUUGACCACAAGUAUUUGGAACUGGAAAAACUUGAUUCUUCAUUGAAUGAGAGUAUGCUGUCAAGCAGUCGACGAGGACAAUCAAAGCAUGAGUUUCAAUUUGACAGAGUUUUCCAGCCCGAAGCCUCGCAGGCAGAGGUGUUCAGUGAGAUAUCACAGCUUGUGCAGAGUGCACUUGAUGGCUACAAUGUAUGUAUCUUUGCGUACGGCCAGACUGGAUCGGGAAAGACGUAUACGAUGGAGGGGCCAUCUGUUGAUGACCGUAUUAACUGUGGAAUGAUAUCCCGGGCAGUCAAACAGAUUUUUGAAACUGCAAGAAAACUGGAAGAAAAUGGAUGGCAGUAUGAAUUCAAGGCUUCAAUGCUUGAAAUCUACAACGAAACAAUCCGAGAUCUGGUGGAUUACCGUGCUGACAAGAAACACGAGAUUCGACUUGUAGGAAAAGACAACACAGACACUGAGGUGACAGAUCUGUCAGUGCUAACAGUCACCUCUGAACAACAGGUACACAAACUUUUGAAGAAGGCAUCGGAGAAUAGAGCCGUCGCGGAAACAAAGUGUAAUGAACAUUCUUCACGGAGCCACUCUGUGUUCCAGCUGAAGUUGCAUGGCACAAACAGCAUCACCACAGAGACCUGCUCGGGUAUUCUCAGCUUGGUUGAUUUAGCAGGCAGUGAAAGAUUGAAAGAAUCGCAGUCAGAAGGCCAGCGACUCAAGGAAACUCUGAGCAUCAACAAGAGUUUGAGCAAUCUUGGAAAUGUCAUCAUGGCUCUCGGAAAUAAGGACAGUCAUGUUCCAUACAGAAACAGUACUCUGACGUAUUUGCUGAAAUCUUCGUUGGGUGGAAACAGCAAAACCCUGAUGUUUGUCAAUGUUUCACCAAAGGAAGAAUGCUUUCCCGAAACUCUGAACUCACUCAGAUUUGCUACAAAGGUGAAACCAGUGUAACAUCGGCACAGCCAGGAAGAAGAUGAAGUGAACAGGGUCUUCAGAGCAGAUUUCACGGUUAUCGAAACGAAAUACGAAGGCAGCAAACGGCGACAUGUUUACUUGCAUGAACUCUGGGAGUAACAGGAAAAGAUGAACUCAUUGUUUUAGGACAUGUAUAUACUGACAUGAAUUGUUUUAGCAAGUCAUAUCUUGAGGUUUUAAAGCUACAAAAAGGAAAUGCUAAUUUAAUUAUAUUUCCACUGACAUUUUAAUCCAUGUCUGCUCUCCCAUGUUUAUUCAAUGGAAAAUGAUACAAAGCACUUUGAAAAUGAGAACAAUGUACCACCAAAAAAUCAUGGGAUGUGAAAGCAAAGCCACAUGCCAAUUGGAAAAAACACAAUUAAAGUAAGAUUGUAGAAAAAUGUAUUAGUCUUCUAAGAUAAAGAACAUGUUGGCGGUGAUUUCCCCCCAUAGAUUAUUAUAUUUUUUGCAAUUGGAAAGACACAUGUAGUUUAUUCCUGAGUCUUUGCCUUUGAUAUGCUAUGCACUUAAAAAAUUCAACAGUAGAGAGAGAGAUGACACUCUGGCACACUAUUGACCAUCAUUAAAGUCGUUUCAUUCAUUCAUUCAUGUAUUCAUGUAUUCAUGCAUUCAUUCAUCUAUUCAUGCCUCCAUCGAUUCAUUCAUUCUUCAUUAGACCCUGUAAGGACACAAGGGAUGAGUGAGAGUGUAGUUUUUAAGUUGAUACAUAAAGUUUUGGCCUUUAGUUAAAGACAAUAGUGCAGGGAUCAUAGGCCCUAAUGCUAAUGGUGGUAGUUUUUUUUCAUUCGAGACACCACACAUUCAUUACUAAAUGAGGGGUGGGAUGUAUCCCUGUGGUCUGCGGUCUGCUUAGGAUCAAUCCCCAUCGAUGGGCCCAUUGGGCUAUUUCUUGUUCUAGCCAGUACACCACGACUGGUGUAUCAAAGGCCAUGGUAUGUGCUAUCCUGUCUGUGGGAUGAUGCAUAUAAAAGAUCCCUUCCUUCUAAUGGAAAAAUAGUGUGUUGCCGUUUGACAUCCACUAGCCAAUGAUUAAUAAAUCAAUGUGCUCUAGUGGUGUCAUUAAACAAAACAAUUUUUUUUUUACUAAAUGGGUUGGGAUUAACUCGGUGGUAUUUUAUUGGCCUGAGGUGUGAUGGGCCAGAGGCUGGAACAUCAAAGGCUGUGGUAUGUACUACCCAGUCUCAAGAUUCCCUAUAAAUAUCACUUGCUGUGUUUCUUGGUUAGAGUAGUCUACAUCACAACAGUGGGUUUCAUUUCCAAACCAAUUGUCGAAAUGACCAUUAUAUUGUUAGAAACCAGAGAGACUUAGUUUAAAAUGUGCUGGGGUGCGAAACCGAUAUUCCAUUCCUUGUCUUCUUUUCUUUCUAAAUAGGAUAGUGUGUCUCCAUAAUGUUAAUUUAUUAAAUAUUUAAGAGCUUUGUAUACGCAAUUUCAUUAAUUUAUCCGCCCACGGCUGAUAAAUGAAAAGCCAUAGUAUGUGCUGUCCUGUCUCUGGAAGUGUACAUAAUAGAUUAGAAGAUUAUGUCAAAAUUACCAAAUUUUCAAUAGCUGAUAAUUAAUCAUUGUGCUAAAUUGGUGUCGCAAACAAAUGUGUUUGUCAUCUGUUCAUCCAUCCAUCCAUGCAUCCAUGCAUCCAUCCAUCCAUCCAUUCAUUCAUUCAUUCAAAUUGUAAACAGUAUCCAUAAUAGUGUGGGUGCUAAAAGUACCCUUCAUAGGAAAUUUGACUGGUCUUCAGACACCUUUUCAUUAACACCUGUAAUAAAUGGAAAUAUUUUUAUCUUGUCAUUGUUUCCUAGAAUUAUUAUCAAAAGAACCUAUAUUAUUAAACUUUUGUCGUGGCGGAA